Molecule: messenger RNA, 2118 nt
Organism: Thelazia callipaeda (thelaziosis nematode)
Lineage: Eukaryota; Metazoa; Nematoda; Chromadorea; Rhabditida; Thelaziidae
Source: the annotation of a GenBank genome assembly
AUGUCGUGUAAACGUACAAGACAGUAUGAUAGUUCACAAUCUCCUGAAAAAAAGCGACUAGCCGAUGAGAGGACUGCAAGAACUGUUUCUGAAUUUUAUGAACGAGAAGAUCGUGAAGCAUUAUCCAUGAAUAUGACCUCUAUUAUGAACUUAUUUCUUGAGCAAUCAAAGCAGUUCAAACAAGAGCUGGUUGACGUCUUCUCUAUUUCGAAUCAAGUAUCGUCAAAGUCACAGUGCCUUGGAGGAUCACUGAUCUCACGAUUUAUAUCCCUACGACGUUUGAAUCGCUUUGCACAAUAUCAUAAUCGACAACUUCGUGAGUCGGUAAAUCGAGAACGUGCGAUUGUGGAAGGACGGUUUUUACAGCUGCAAAAUAUCAGAAGCGAAAUUGAGCAUUUGCAAAGAGAAAUCAGUCGGUGCUUUGAUUUUAGAUCGGCUGAUGAGGAUAUUGAAAUGAUACCAAUAGAAGAAUUCUAUGCACGUGCACCGGCAGUUAUUUCGCAGGAAGAAAUUACACGACACGACAAACACCGACAGCAUCUUGCAAGACUUAAUUGGGAGAUGGAAGAACGCAAAAAUUUACUUGGAACUUUGCAAGAACGGGAAGGACGUAAAAACGUAUUAAUUACUGACAUUACAACGAAAGAACAUCGUCUUAAAUCUCUUAAACCUCGUAUUGAAGCUCUGAUUGAGGCAUCAAAACCUGUCCAAGAAUUGAUGGGAUUAACAUGCAACCCUAUAAAUACUGAGAAGGAACGUAUUUUGUCUUUAUUACCUCCGGAACUUUCUGUGAUUGCUAUACUUGUUGAGGCUUAUUGUGAUAUCGUUGAGGAACCUGGAAUACUGCUAAAAUGCAAAGGUGACUAUGAAAGUGCUGUCAAGUUUUUAGAAAAUCGGCAGCAAGAGUUUGAAAUAACUGAAAGAAUGGAUGGUGGUAAUAGGGAAGAUAAUCUUAGUCUACGUGAAUCACUAUCUCUUAAUGACGGACGACGUAUGACAAUGAAAGAAGUUAUUGCGGCACGAAAAGAUUUUGUUAUUGCUCCUCAUCCAGUUCAUAUUGAAGUAGAGAUUACUUGUCAAGACCAGAUGUGCGUUAUACUUGUACUGCAGUUCAUUCCUGGUCUGCAUGCAGUGGGGACAAUUGUUAAAUUCACUGGAGCACCAGCUUCAGUUUACAAAGAUUUGUUCUUUGGUCAGUCUCUUCUCGAUCUCUUAUUCGAUGAAGAUGAAAACAAAUGCAUUAGUAAUGCGGGGAAGGUCAAACUUGAUCUUCUAGAAAUUUCAGUAGCAGAUUUAGAAAAUAAGACUGGUCGAUUAUAUGGUUUUAUCCAGGAAAUAGCUGGUUUAAGUGAAGUUGCAGCGAAUAAUUCUCAGUUGUGUGAAGUUAUGCAUUCAGUUCUAGUGAGAAUUAGAUCACGUGUGGAUUCAAGAUGCGCUUUAGCUAAAAUAACUCACUCAUUGCGUGCUUUGAUCUUCCUUGAUAAGCAUGAAGGUUUUUAUAAGACAGAAGCUAAUGGUGUGUUUUUUGUAAUAGUUAUUCAAGUUAAUAAGAUUAUAGAUAACUUAAAAUUAUUCGAGGAAUUGAAAAGUCGAGAAUCUUUCCCAGAUGUUGUUUGUUCGGAGCUUACAGAUUUUCGAAUGAUUACAGCUGAGCAGUUUUUUGAGAAUGAGGCAGUAACGAAUGAUUAUCGAAAACUUAUAGAAUCCGAGGGAGGAAUGAAUACCACUAAGCAUUUUUAUUUUUCCGCAACAGUUGAAAGAAACCCAGAUGCCAAACUUCAUGCUUUAAUAUUUGUUCAUGUCAGAUAUCCGAAUGUUAAGCCAAUAUAUAUUUUAAGCUGCUCACUGGAUUUCAGUAGCGAACUUACUCAAUUGGAACGAGUUCUGAAUGCGGAUUUUAGCACUUUCGUGUCGUGUAAUAAUUUGAAUUAUAUUUUGGAGUUUCAAAUGGCAUUCUUGGUCUCUCGUUUUGAUGUUUUUCUUGAAUCUUCCAGUAAUGCUACUAAUGGCUCACAGUUCACACGUGAGCACCUCCUCGUUCAUCCAUAUAGAGGUCGUGACCACCAACUGCCUCUUUAUUAUAAGAAAGAUAUGAACGCCUUCACAUUUGUUCCAUAA